AUGUCUCGCUUCUUGGAUCUGAAGGACUUUGGAGAUGCUGCUCGAUACCUUCGUCUCACCAACCUUGAGCAACUGGCAGCCAUUGCUCAGGCCUUUGAUGGCACAAAGCGCGUUUGGAUGCCCGAUGAAGCAGAAGCAUACGUUGAGGUGGAGGUCCGAGAACGGAAUGGAGACAAAACUACAGUGGAGACGAAAGAUGGACGGUUUGUCAUCGUUAAGGAGGAUGACCUGCAACCCACCAACCCCCCAAAGUUUGAUAUGAUGGAGGACAUUGCCAUGUUGACGCAUCUCAACGAGGGCUCUGUGCUCUUCAACCUCAGGCGCAGAUACAGCAUGUGGAUGAUCUAUACCUACUCUGGCUUGUUCUGUGUGACUGUGAAUCCUUACAAAUGGCUGCCGGUCUACUCAAACCAAGUGGUGGCGACUUACAAGGGAAGACGCCGCACCGAAGUGCCACCACACAUAUACGCCAUCGCCGACAACGCCUACUGCGACAUGCUGCAGAAUCGUGAGAAUCAGUCGAUGCUCAUCACCGGCGAGUCAGGUGCGGGAAAAACGGUCAACACAAAGCGAGUGAUCCAGUACUUCGCUAUCACCGCUGCUCUUGGAGAAACAAUGAAGAAAGGAGGAUCAUUGGAGGACCAGAUCAUUGAAGCGAAUCCUGCCAUGGAGUCCUUUGGAAAUGCCAAAACCAUCCGCAACGACAACUCCUCACGCUUUGGAAAAUUCAUCAGAAUUCACUUUGGGCCGACAGGAAAGUUGGCGUCGGCUGACAUUGAUAUUUACCUUCUGGAGAAGUCCAGAGUGGUGUUUCAGCAGCCAGGAGAGAGAGGUUACCACAUCUUCUACCAGAUCCUGUCCAAUCACAAGCCAGAACUACAAGACAUGCUGCUGGUGACCAAGAACCCAUACGACUACCACUUUUGCUCGCAAGGCGUCACCACUGUGGCUGGCAUCAAGGAUGGCGAAGAACUGGAACUCACCGAUCACGCCAUGGACACACUGGGUUUCACGCCGGAAGAGAAGUACGGCUGUUACAAGCUUGUUGGUGCCAUCAUGCACUUUGGCAACAUGAAGUUCAAGAAGAAGCAACGAGAAGAGCAGGCUGAAGCUGACGGCACUGAAAGUGUGGACAAGGCGGCCUACUUGAUGGGCAUCAAUUCCGCUGACUUGCUUAAGGGCCUCCUAAAUCCUCGAGUCAAAGUAGGCAAUGAGUUCAUCAUGAAAGGACAGACAGUGGAGCAGGUGUACUUUGCAGCGGCGGCUCUGGCCAAGGCCACAUACGACCGCAUGUUCAAAUGGCUGGUGACACGCAUCAAUGUGUCCUUGUACACAGCACUGCCUCGACAGUACUUCAUCGGCGUGCUGGACAUUGCUGGCUUCGAGAUCUUUGAGUUGAACAGUUUUGAGCAGCUCUGCAUUAACUUCACCAAUGAGAAGCUACAGCAGUACUUCAACCACCACAUGUUCAUCCUAGAGCAGGAGGAAUACAAAAUAGAGGGCAUCGAGUGGACGUUCAUCGACUUUGGUCUUGACCUGCAGGCCUGCAUCGACCUCAUUGAGAAGCCCAUGGGAAUCGUGUCGAUCAUGGAGGAGGAGUGUAUGUUCCCCAAGGCCACGGACUUAAGUUUCAAGACCAAACUGUAUGACAACCAUCUGGGAAAAUCACCCAACUUUCAGCGGCCACGAAUGGACAAGAAGCGCAAAUACGAGGCACACUUUGAAGUGGUCCACUACGCCGGAGUGGUUCCGUACAACAUUAUAGGAUGGUUGGAUAAGAACAGAGACCCUCUCAAUGAGACUGUGGUGGUUUUGUUCCAAAAGUCCUCAAACAAACUGAUGGCCGGACUGUUUGAGAACUAUGUCACCUCCAUGACAGCCUUUGAUCCUAAGAGCGAGAUCAAGCACAGGAAGAGGAAAGCAGCUUCCUUCCAGACUGUCGCACAGCUUCAUAAGGAGAACCUCCACAAGCUCAUGGCCAACCUCCGGAGCACAAGGCCGCACUUUGUCCGCUGCAUCAUCCCCAAUGAGAGCAAGACUCCUGGCAAUAUGGACCCCUUCCUGGUCUUGCACCAGCUUAGGUGUAACGGUGUCCUGGAGGGUAUCCGCAUCUGCAGGAAGGGCUUCCCGAACCGGAUCUUGUAUGCUGAGUUCAAACAGCGCUAUCGUAUCCUGAACCCCUCUGCGAUUCCUGAGGCCGUCUUUGUGGACAGUCAUAAGGCUGUGGAGAAGCUUCUGAGUUCGCUGGAUAUUGACCACACGCAGUACAAGUUUGGAAAAACCAAAGUGUUCUUCAAGGCAGGUUUGCUGGGUCAAUUGGAGGAUAUGAGGGACACCCGCUUGUCUCAAAUCCUGACCACGGUCCAGGCCAUGAGUCGAGGGAAGCUGAUGAGGAUGGAGCUAGACAAGCUGAUGCUACAAAGGGACGCGGUGCUGGCAAUUCAGUUCAACUUGCGCUCAUUUUUCACUGUGCGCACUUGGCCGUGGAUGAUGCUGUUCUACAAGUUGAUGCCCUUGCUCAGAAGUGCUCAGGUGGAAAAGGAACUGGCCACCCUCAAUGAAGACUUCAGCAAGCUAAAGGAGGCCUUUAACAGGUCCGAGUGUAAGCGAAACGAGGCCGAGGAGCGUCAGGUGAUGCUGGUCCUGGAGAAGAAUGACUUGUAUUUGUUGCUCCAAGCCGAACAAGACAACCUUACCGAUGCAGAGGAGCGCUGCAACCAGCUGAUUCAGUCCAAGAUCUGCCUGGAGUCCAAGGUGAAGGAGAUGCAUGAACGUCUGGAGGAUGAGGAGGAAGUGAACACCAAGCUGACCUCCAAGAAGCGCCUCCUGGAGGAUGAAGUAGUGUCCCUGCGGAAGGACAUGGAUGACCUGGAAGUAACCUUGGCCAAGGCAGAGAAGGACAGGCACAGUGUUGAAACCAAGGUGAAGAAUCUUUCCCAAGAGAUGUGUGUCCUGGAUGAAUCCAUUGCUGCUCUGAACAGGGAGAAAGUUGCCCUGCAGGAAGCUCAUCAACAAGCUCUCAAUGACCGCCAGGCUCAGGAGGACAAAGUCAACAUUUUGACCAAGGCCAAGAGCAAAUUGGAGCAGCACGUGGAUAAUGUGGAGAGCUCGUUGGAGCAGGAGAAGCGAGUGCGGACUGAGUUAGAAAAAAACAAGAGAAAACUUGAGGCUGACCUGAAACUGUCUCAGGAUUCUGUGAGGGACCUGGAGGACCAGAAGAAGGAGCUGGAGGAGAGAAUAAACAAGAGAGACUUAGAGUUGGGUCAUCUUCAGUCCAAAUUGGAGGACGAACAGAACCUGGUGGCUCAGCUGCAGAAGAGAAUCAAGGAGCUUAAAACACGCAUCGAAGAGUUGGAGGAGGCCCUCGAGGCAGAGUGUGCAUGGCGAUACAAGGUGGAGCAUCAGAGGAACGAUGUUGCCCGGGAGUUGGAAGAACUUGGAGAGAAGCUGGAGGAGGCGGGAGGAAUUUCUGCUGCUCAGAUCACAAUCAAUAGGAAACGGGAAGCGGACUUCCUGAGGCAACGACGGGAGUUGGAGGAGGCAGGACUUCAUCAUGAGAUGACGGCUGCCAUGAUGAGGAAGAAGCAUGCUGACGCAGUAGGGGAAUUCACUGAGCAAAUUGAGGCACUCCAGAGAACCAAGCAGAAGAUGGAGAAGGAGAAAGCAGAGCUUCAGCUGGAGGCCGAUGAUCUGGCUGCCGAUUUUGAACAGCUCUCGAAGGCCAAGCUCGCCGUGGAAAAGAUGUGCCGAGUGUAUGCAGACCAGCUCGUUGAGAAUCGUGGCACAACUGACAAUCUGCAGCGACAGCUUACUGAAAUAUCAGCGCAAAAGGCACGCAAUGUAGCUGAGGCCGCCGAGUGCAGUCGUCGCCUGGAGGAGCGCGAGGUGCUGUGUAGUCAAUUGCAGCGAUCCAAAGCCGAACUCUGUCAUAAACUGGAAGACCUAAAAAGGCAGAUGGAAGAAGAGAGAAAAACACGCGUGACACUUGCGCAGACAGUGCAGGCAUCUCGCCAUGACUGCAAUCAGCUGCGGGAGCAACUGGAGGCAGAGCAAGAGUCCAAGGCAGAGCUGCAGAGGGCGCUCUCCAAUGCUAACAGUCAGGUGGCGCAGUGGAGGACCAAGUAUGAGACGGAUGCCAUGCUGAGGAUCGAAGAGCUGGAAGAUGCAAAGAAGAAGCUGGUUGUCAAACUUCAGGCAGCACAAGAAGUUGCCGAGGCAUCUCAGACCAAAAACUCCUCCCUGGAAAAAACUAAACAACGUCUGCAGAUUGAGAUUGAGGACUUGGUGAUGGAGCUGGGACACUCCAAUGCUUCCGUUCUAAAUCUUGACAAGAAGCAACGCCACCUGGACAAGAUGUUGAGCGAGUGGAAACAGAAGUUGGAGGACAGUCAGUCAGAGCUGGAGGCUUCCCAGAGAGAAUCACGCAAUCUCAGCACGGAGCUAUUAAAGAUGAAGAACAUUUAUGAAGAAGCUCUGGAUCAUAUCGAAACUGUUAAAUGUGAAAAUAGGAACCUUCAAGGUGAGAUUGUGGACCUGACUGAGCAGAUCAGUCAUGGUGGGAAGACCAUCCACGAGCUUGAGAGGAUGAAGAAAAUGUUGGGUAUGGAGAAGAGUGACAUCAAAGCUGCCUUGGAGGAGGCAGAGGGAUCGCUCGAGAAUGAGGAAAGCAAGACUCUUAGAGUGCAGAUGGAACUUCAGCAAACCAGGAUGGCGAUUGAACGCCAGAUUGCAGAAAAAGAUGCAGAGAUUGACAGCCUCAGGCGGAGUCACCAACGCUCGCAGGAGGCUAUGCAGGCCAGCCUGGAGGCAGAGGUUCGUGCUCGCAGUGAAGCGGUACGUUUGCGCAAGAAGUUAGAGAUGGACUUAAGUGAGAUGGACAUUCAGCUUGGUCAUGCCAACAAGCGAGCAGCCGAGGGCCAGAAGACCGUCACCUUGCUGCAUGCUCAGGUGAAAGGUCAACAGGUGGAGCUGGACAACAAGACACAGUUGACCAAUCAGCUGCAAGAACAAGUGGUACUGCUGGAGCGUCGCUGUGUGCUGAUGGCGGCUGAGGGGGAGGAGCUACGGGGUGCCUUGGAGCAUGCCGACCACACCCGCAAGAUGGCUGAAUAUGAGCUGGUGGAGGUGACGGAGAAAGCCAACCUGCUCACCACACAGAAUGCAGGUCUGGUGAGCCACAAGAAGAAGCUGGAGGCAGAUGUGUGUCAUCUGGUGAGUGAAGUCGACGAAGCGCUGACAGAGGGUCGCAGCACAGAGGAGAAAGCCAGAAAAGCCAUCACCGACGCAGCCACAAUGGCGGAGGAGCUGAAGAGGGAGCAGGACAGCAGCAGUAUGCUUGAGAGGAUGAAGGAGAAAAUGCAGGUUGCCAUCAAAGAGCUGCAAGUGAAACUGGACGAGACAGAACAGAUGGCGCUGAAGGCUAGCAAGAAGGAAAUUUACAAGCUUGAGACACGAGUGUGUGAGCUUCAGACAAAGUUGAGCAUGGAGCAGAAGAAACGUGAGGAGUACCAGGAAGGUGUCCGGCGUUAUGAGAGGAAGCUGAAAGAGAUCACCGGCCAGUCAGAGGAGGACCGCGGGACGCUAAUGAGGAUGCAGGAAGUCAUUGAGAAACUUCAAAGCAAAGUCAAAAUUUACAAGCGUCAAGCAGAAAGUGCAGAAGAGCAAGUGAACUGCACCUCGAUGCACUUCCGCAAGGUGCAACACCAGCUCGAUGAUGCCGAAGAGAGAGCCGACAUUGCUGAAUCUGCUGUCAACAAGCUGCGGCUUCAACGCACCAGCAUGUUAGCAGCAGCGUCACCCUGAUUUCUGAAUGAUCUGCCAUCACUGUAUUUUGGGGUCCCCAUUGACUUGCUCUGCAUGCUCAUGCAUGUGUUUGUGCCAGUACAGUCGAACCUCGUUACAACCUACCUCAAGGGUCAUAACGAAUCUGUACCUUAUAACGGUAGUUGGUUGUAACCAUUUCCAAUAAAAUGGCCGACAACUAUGACGUAUAAUACAGUUUGAACAUUUAUAGAUGUAAACACAUGAACAUGUAAUACAGUAUAAUAAUUUUAUAAGAUAUGAGACAAACAACUGUAGCAUUCCUACUUAAUCUCUGAAAACAUUCAAUCAACAAAUGCCAGUGCCGCAAACAUCUGAGAGAGUCCCUUUCGAAAAGUGAGAGACAAUUUCAGCCUUCACAGACAGCGAAAUUUGCUUCCGCUCAUCAGACAUCUUUUCAGAGCAUGUCCUCUGGACCGCACUGUGCUUCUGUGAGUUAUGGCAGGAAGGACAACAACAGUGUACUGAGUCUAUCAGGAGCGCUGCUUAGCAACUCGGGAAUCCCGCACUGUACAUUUUUGUUCAUUAGCAAGAUGGCGCUGGCAGUUAGCU
Molecule: messenger RNA, 6372 nt
Organism: Hippocampus comes (tiger tail seahorse)
Lineage: Eukaryota; Metazoa; Chordata; Actinopteri; Syngnathiformes; Syngnathidae
Product: myosin-7B-like
Exons: 45
Coding region: 1-5802 (1933 amino acids)
Cellular component (GO): cytoplasm; myosin II complex; myosin filament
Molecular function (GO): microfilament motor activity; actin filament binding; ATP binding
Source: RefSeq, a predicted model, not a curated record